Messenger RNA from Colletotrichum godetiae, 683 nucleotides. RefSeq lists its product as uncharacterized. The record is from RefSeq and is a predicted model, not a curated record. The coding region runs from base 253 to 597 and encodes 114 amino acids. NCBI's taxonomy places the organism in Eukaryota, Fungi, Ascomycota, Sordariomycetes, Glomerellales, Glomerellaceae. The transcript has a single exon.
UUGAUCAUCGUCACAAUUGCCCGGCCAAGAUGGAGCCAAGGCCAAAAUCAAGGCGUUGCCGUCUUGGAAUUGAGAGGCUCCGAAUACUCUAAAAUAUCGCCCAAGUUUCUCGACUGUUUCCAGGGGGUUGCGAUGUGAUCCCGCGGCCUUUGGGUAACGGAGGUUGCUACGUGACUGAAGCCUUCUCCUUCUGCGCACUCUCUCCUGCAUUGCACAUCAGCAUCACCUGUGGCAGAUGGAAGGGAAUAUGAAAUGAGAAGAUGGCUGUGGGCCUUGGCCACUCCACCUGUAAGCCAGUUGGCGCUGAGACUUGAUGUAAUCCAAGGCCACACAGAAAGCGCUCAAGCUAAAGCCAAGACGCCGAGAGGUUCCGAAGAAUUGUUGCACAACGCGGUACCAUGCCGGCGCGCUUUGCGGACUGGUAUGUCGCCUUUGGGCAGCGGGCCUAUGGUCGGAGGCCAAGAAGGUCCUUCAAAGUCUGGAGCUCGUAAGAGGAGGCCAAGAGUGCAUGGGCUCGAUGAGAAUGGAGCAAAGCCCACUCUGCAACAAGCCCUACUGGCAUCUUGGCUUGAUCCCGCCGAGCCAGGACAGCGGUGAUCCCCCUCUUGAACUGACUGCACCACCUGCAGAGUCCUUCCUAAUCUCGGCCUGGCGUCCGAACUCAAGCACCCCAUUCGACCCUC